AUGAGCAAUCUUCAAACUGUGUUGAAGAACCUGGAGCCAUGGUGUGAACUAAAAGACAAAGUGGUUCUUGUGACAGGAGCUUCCUCUGGCAUAGGAAGAGAGAUUUGUCUUGACCUAGCUAAAGCUGGCUGCAAGAUUAUUGCAGCAGCUCGUCGUGUUGAUCUUCUUAAAUCUCUCUGCUCUGAAAUCAACACAACCCGAGUCCAAGCCACUGCCCUUGAGCUAGACGUUUCAUCAGACGCAGCCACGGUUCAAAAGGCGGUUAAAGAAGCUUGGGAAGUCUUUGGAAAGAUUGAUGCGUUGGUCAACAAUGCAGGAUUCCGAGGCAGUGUCAUGUCUAGUUUGGAUCUGACAGAAAACGAAUGGGACAAAGUCUUUAAAACCAACUUAACAGGAGCUUGGUUAGUAUCCAAAUACGUCUGUUCUUUAAUGUGUGACGCUAAAAGCGGUGGUGGCUCGGUGAUAAACAUUUCAUCCAUCUCGGGGCUCCAUCGCAGUUUAUUUUAUGGUGCAGUCGCGUAUGCUUGUUCCAAAAGCGGUGUUGACACCAUGACAAGAGCGAUGGCUAUUGAGUUAGGUGCUUACAAUAUUAGAGUGAACUCGAUCGCACCAGGGCUUUUUAAGUCAGAGAUCACACAAGCUCUUGUCGAGAAAAAGUGGCUCAAGAAUGUGACCGACCGGAUUAUCCCGUUAACUGCGGAACAGACCGUGGAUCCGGGGCUCACCUCUCUGGUUCGCUAUCUAAUUCACGGCUCUUCUCAAUAUGUCUCUGGCAAUAUAUUCAUCGUUGACUCCGGAACUACAUUGCCCGGACUACCUAUUUUUUCUUCCCUAUGA
This is a messenger RNA of Eruca vesicaria subsp. sativa (arugula), 837 nucleotides long. NCBI's taxonomy places the organism in Eukaryota, Viridiplantae, Streptophyta, Magnoliopsida, Brassicales, Brassicaceae. The record is from the annotation of a GenBank genome assembly.